GCGCUGUGCGUCUGUAUUCACAGCGAGACCCCUUUUCCUCGUAAAUCUCCCGAGAAAAGGAAAGAAGAAAAAAAGAAAGAAAAGAAAAAACCAAUGGAUGUGUUUUUUUCCCCAGUGGUGUACACAGACAGCGUCGCACCUUCAGCUUCAUCCUUCACGCCGGCUAAACUGACUCGUGGAAACGCUUUCUCCGCGGCGGCAGACGCUUUUUCAUCCACCGUGUGCUGAAAUGAGACUCAAGCACCCGUCGGAUGGUGGACUGCACAGCUGAAUGUCAGCUGCUUGUGGAGCAUGGGUACAACUGCCAGUGCCGCACCACAGCCAGUUUCUGCAGCGUCACCGCUCGAGAGCGUCCACGGCAACGGGAUGGCCGACAGCAGGCAGUCUCUUAGCAUGAGCCCCUUUCAGACAGUCAACAUCCACAACAACAAGGCCAAGUCCAUUAUCACCAACAAAGUCGCACCUGUCGUCAUCACGUAUAACUGCAGACAGGAAUUCCAGAUUCACGAUGAAAUCCUCAAGACCAACUACAAACUGGGUCGGAUAUCAGACACAAUGCCCGAGCACUACCUGGUGCAGGGGGAAUACUUCAUGGUCCAGGAUGUGUACAGCAAGGCAGAUGUCUUGAAUACUACGGGCAGCUACGGGGCCCCCAACUUCCGCCAAGUCAAGGGAUCAUACCCACUGUACGGGAUGGGUCAGCCGAGCCUGAAUGGCUUCAAACAGGUCCUCCACAGGCUCCAGGCACAAGGACAUGAGGAGGUUAUAUUCUUCUGUGUAAGAGAGGAGCCGGUGGUUUUCCUGCACAAAGACGAGGACUUUGUGCCGUACACGCCGAGGAGGAAGGAAAACCUUCACGAGAACCUUCACGGCCUGGGAAAAGAUGUGCUGGUGGAGGGCCUGGAGCUCACCAUAAGGAAGGAGCUCCACGACUUUGCCAAGCUCAACGAGAACAUCUUCUACGUCUACAACGACAUCGAGUACUUCAAAGACGAGCCACAGAAGAUCUCCAUCACAUGCGAGGAGGACAUCCAUGUGACGGAGGAGGUCUAUAAGAGGCCCAUGUUCACCAUGCCCACCUACAGGUACUACAGAUUACCGUUACCAAUGGAGGGAGCACCGAUGGAGGAAGACUUUGACGCGUUUGUUAACAUACUCAGGGAGAGUCCCAGCUUGUCUCAGGGCCACGAUGCGUCUCGGCCUCUGCCUUCACUGCUCUUCAGCUGCCAGGUGGGUGUCGGCCGCACCAACCUCGGCAUGAUCCUGGGCACACUGGUCAUGAAUCGCCUGAAGGGGGAUUCACAGCUGCCGUCUGAAGUUGAGGAGAAGGCGACAGCUUCAGAGCCCAAACCGCUAUUCCACAUCAUCCAGUCACUGAUCAACAAGCUGCCGAAUGGACAGCAGGUCAUGGAAGAGGUUGACCACGCUAUCACCCUGUGUUCUGAAAUGCACAACAUUAAAGAAGCAAUCUACGAGAACAAGAGUAAGCUGGAAGGCAUUGGAGAAGAUUAUCAAAUACAGGGAAGCAGCACCAAAGACUACUUUCUCAGCAGGACCAUGCAGAGCUUGGAGCGUUACUUCUACUUGAUUGUAUUUAAUGCGUAUCUGCAUGAACAGUAUCCGCUUGCCUUUGUGUCCAACUUCAGCCAGUGGAUGUGCUGCCAUGCGUGGCUGUACAGGCUACUGGCCUGCAUGGAUCUGUCCGAGCUGUCAGCCCCGGCCGAGCUGGUCACCAGAGGAGCCCGCAUCCUGGUCGCUGAUGAGUACUUAGCCCCCGACGUUCUCAGCACAACGAAGGAGAUGAAGGCGGUCAACUUCAGACGAGUGCCCAAGAUGCCCAUUUAUGGAGUGGCUCAGCCGACGUCAGAGGCUACCAGCACAGUCUUGGCCCAUCUGACGGAUGAGAAGAGGAAGCACCGCCACGUGCUGUGGGUCAACCUGCAGGAGGAGCUGGUGUUGGAAGGAAAUGGUCAGAUUUUCACACCGAGGGAGCCCUCGUGCCUCGACCAGCACAUUCCUGUUCCAUCAUGUGACCAACAGCAAAUAGAGAAACUGGAGACAUCUCUGAAGGAGGGGAUCCUGCAAGCUCAGAAGUGGCUGGAGGUGACGCUGGAGCAGGACAAACAGAUGAAGAUGUUCAAAAGUUGCCUGACAGUCCAGGAGAUAUUCAACCAGCACAAAAGCUCCCACCAGGGCCUCGUCUACAAACGCAUCCCUCUGCCAGACUGCAGCGCGCCCAGGGAAGAGGACUUUGAUAAGUUGCUGGAGGCCAUGAAGAGUUCCCUGGCUGAAGAUUCCCACUCAGCCUUCGUUUUUAACUGCUCCAACGGCAAAGGCAGGACCACGACCGCCAUGGUCAUCUCCGUUAUGACUCUCUGGCACUUUAAUGGUUUCCCAGAGUUUGCCGAUGAUGAGAUUGUAAGUGUCCCCGAUGCCAAGUACACAAAAGGAGAAUUUGAGGUUGUGAUGCAGCUGGUUCGUCUCAUUCCUGAUGGCCACAGGAUGAAGAGGGAGGUGGACAUGGCCUUGGACUCUGUCAGUGAGACCAUGACACCCAUGCACUACCACCUGAGAGAGAUCAUCAUCAGCACAUACAGACAGGUUAAAAGCGGGAAGACGGAGAAGGAGUGUGAGCAGGUGCUGCUGAAGAGCCUGCAGUAUCUGGAGCGCUACAUUUACCUCAUCCUCUUCAACACAUAUUUGCAUUUAGAGAAGAAAGACUCCUGGCAGCGCUCCUUCACGCUCUGGAUGGAACAGGUCGCUGCCAGGGCCGGAGUUUAUAACAUCCUCAACCAGCUGGCCUUCUCUGAGUUUGAAAACCCGAGGGACGCGCAGCUGGCCAGGCUGCGAUGCCGCUGGCAACAGCAAAGCAUUCAGUCACUUCCUUUCCGAGGGGAGUUCAUCUGAGAGAGAGGAUCACUGUGAACGCACUAAAAGAGUGCUGUGCUUUUCAGAAUAAAAGACAUUCACAUUGUCACGGUCUUCUAUAUUCACUCGUGUAUGUGCAUAUUGUCCGGUGGAUCUGCGAUGUGUCCUUCUCUCUUUUUGUUCUUCUUCCCCGUUUCAUUUCGUUGGGUUUGUUUUAACGUUAAGUCUAAUUUUUUCUUUUUAGUGGGAUAGCUCAUAGAAUGGACUAAUAUUUCAAAUGACACAGCCAUGUUUUUUCAAACCUGUCACACCACAACAAAAGUACUGUGUUGUCAGUUAACAGCACGUCUCAGCCGCUCGCUGCUCUGUGACCUGCUAUUUGUCUCCAGCCCUGCUCUUUUCCUCUCUGUCAUCAGCGGCUGCACGAUUGUCUGACGCGUGGUUCUACAAACUGUUGCUUCAUUAAACGUUAACGGGCCCUUGAGUCUGCCAGAGCUAUGACACGAGUGGAGGCUCGCGAUUUUGUUUUACACAGUAUGUCGAUGGUUAUUCUCUCGUACCUGUUUCUGUUUCCAUUGCCUUCCAUGUGUCAAGAUACAGGUACUAGUGUUGUUUUCAGUCAGUUUCCUUUUGCUUUCAAGCUCUAAAUAAGUCUUUUUAUUCACUUUUGUGUUGCCUGGACAGGGAAGUAACUACUGUCACAUAUGGAGACAUCGGUGUAGACCUGUAUAAAACUGGCAGAGUUCCCCUUUAAUCAGCUCCGUUCAUGCAGACUUCACGACCACUAAUAGUUGGAAUAAGACAGACCUGCAGAUACUUGGGUCAAAGACAUUUCAUUGUUUUUAACAAAAAUGCGAGGUGAAGACAAAGCUGCAUGAAUCACUGUCCGGGGCAAUCAUGAGUUGUGCUUUUGUCAGACAGACUGUGAGCAAACGGACUGAGCCUCGUUCAAUAGCAGCUUAGAAAGUGUGAAGGACAAAUAAGUCCGAUUUAGUUCUUAAAACGUGCGUAUAUAUAUUUUAAAAGACCACAAUGCAGUGUAGAAUGGUAACAUAUUCGAAAAAUAUUAUGACUGAGGUAUAUGGUCAAUGAAUUAUUAUAAGAGACAACACAAAAACUGUGUUUUCUGCAAACAGGUACAUUUCAGCAUCUGCUUAGAAACGGUGUAAAUGGGUGUAAAGAAAAUGAAUUCUUCUUUCCUUAUGAACAGUUGUUGAAUGAGGCUCACACAUGCCAGUGUCAUUUCCAGGAUAAAGUUCUCCUGUAAAGUGUUUCUUUUUCCAACACCUUUUUAUUUUUUUUUUCCACUUAAUCUGCUCAUGUGUUUCGCUGUAAAAUAACCUCAAGAGUGUUGUAACAACCAUGAAUUCUGCCUUAAAGCAAGAAUGAAUCCUCUGUGUAGGAAAACCUUGCAUUCCGAUUUGUCCUGCUCGGUCAAACAUGUCGUAGAAUUUGCACUGUAUAUAAUAAUUGAUCCAGACUAACUGAGCAAAGAAAGAUAGUGACGGUUCAAAAUGAAACUGAUGCUUUAGGAAUGAAUUUCCAAUAUACACAGGUUGUAACAACAUUGUUAUAUCAACCAUUUUCUUAAUUUAAUGUUUUUUUUAACAAAAGAUCUUAUGAAAAGAGCAACGUAUUCUCCUUGUAUUACUGUAUGUGUCAUUUCUUUUUCUUUUUGGGGGUUAAAAUAAAGAUUUCAAGUUGUUUUAACAA
Solea solea (common sole) is the source of this 4581-nucleotide messenger RNA. RefSeq names its product phosphatase domain containing paladin 1a (gene pald1a). The record is from RefSeq and is a predicted model, not a curated record. Lineage: Eukaryota; Metazoa; Chordata; Actinopteri; Pleuronectiformes; Soleidae. The coding region runs from base 292 to 2907 and encodes 871 amino acids. The transcript has 21 exons.